Molecule: messenger RNA, 2458 nt
Organism: Ictalurus furcatus (blue catfish)
Lineage: Eukaryota; Metazoa; Chordata; Actinopteri; Siluriformes; Ictaluridae
Gene: tpk1
Product: thiamin pyrophosphokinase 1
Exons: 9
Coding region: 461-1216 (251 amino acids)
Biological process (GO): thiamine metabolic process; thiamine diphosphate biosynthetic process
Molecular function (GO): thiamine diphosphokinase activity; thiamine binding; ATP binding
Source: RefSeq, a predicted model, not a curated record
AUGGUGAUGGAAGACGUAAGGAUUCUUUCUUUAGUGGCGGUGUAGAAUUGCACCAAUAUAGCCUGGGAUAGAUUGAACUUUGUUAACGGUUGAAGUACCCAUCUCCCAUUUGAGAUCCUGUAAGUAAAUAGAAGUGUAUAGAAGGUAGGUAGAAUUGUUUCCUGUUGACAAUAAAUGCUUCUAAAUAUUUGUUAUGUCCACAUUAUUGAUGUGUCGUUCACAAAGAGUUGGUUCUUUGAGUUGAAUCCCAACAUUCAUCUAAGACUAUUAACUUUCAUCCUUUUUUUGUGUGCCACUUGGAAAGUAAAAUGCUUUGCCUGAGACCUCUUUCCAACAUCUGAACUGUUCGUUGGUGCGUUUGACUCUCUGCUGUGUGUAUGAAGCGGUAUACAUGGAAUUGAAUCUUCUUAAUAAAGCAGACACAACAGUCAGUGAAGUUCGGCUGAGGUAAAGCAGGGACAUGGAUGAAGAGUUCACUCCGUUAGACUGCCUUCUGUCCACAGGAACCCAGAAGAUUUGCCUGGUCAUCCUGAAUCAACCGCUGGAGCCUCACUUCUUCCAUGUGCUCUGGAAAAAAGCUGUGAUCCGAGCAUGCGCAGACGGCGGAGCCAACCAUCUUUACCAACUGACAGAGGGUGAAAGGGAAAGUUUUCUACCAGAUUUCAUAAGUGGAGAUUUUGAUUCAAUUACACCUGAGGUCAAGACUUUCUACUCAGAAAAGAAGUGCAGGCUGAUUACAACCGCUGAUCAGGAUCUGACAGACUUCACUAAGUGCUUGACCCUCAUGCUGGAGGAAAUCAAGGAGCGACAAGCGCAGGUGGACACCAUCGUCACGCUGGGAGGCUUAGGAGGGCGAUUUGAUCAGAUCAUGGCUACAGUGGAGACGCUUUUUCACGUUCAGAAGAUGUCGGAGAUCCCGGUGGUGGUCAUCCAGGAUGACUCUAUGGCCUGUCUGCUCCGAGAGGGCAGGAAGCACCAGCUGUACGUGAACACAGGUUUGGAGGCCAAGUGGUGUGGUUUGAUCCCAGUGGGCAGCUCCUGCCUCACUAGCACCUCGGGGCUCAAAUGGAACCUGGAUAACCAGGUGCUGGAGUUCGGGAAGCUCGUCAGCACGUCCAAUACCUACGAAGAGCUUGAUGCCAAAGACGAGAGAAAACCUGUGACCAUCAGUACAGACAAACCUCUUCUAUGGACUAUGGGUAUUAAAACAGAGUAAGCAAAUACUUAGGAAGUGGACAUACACGUGCCUUAUGAUAUCAAUGAACCGUUUUAAUAAAAUAAUAAUUUAAAAAAAACAAACAAAAAAAACCCCACAAUUCACUUUUUUUUCCCAUUGAUUUAUUAAAACCACAACAAAAAAUAAAAUCCCAAAAAAAGAACAAACAUGUACAAAUUCAGUCCCGGUCCAUCAUCCAGCGCUGUUCCAAGCAGCUUCCAAUGUCCAAACAGCUUCAAAAUGGCAUUGAUUCAACCACCACUGAAAAAGAGGAAAGCAAAAUCAGGCUCAUACUCACACUAGGCCUGGUUGCCUGCACCAUGCCCAAACACGACUGCCCCCCUCCCCCACUCCUCUGCACGUAACGUUCCGUUCCUGAGCACGCUUUCGUCAUUGUUUUGAAGAAAAGCGCUCUCGCACAACACUCUGGAAUCCAUCAUUGUAACGCUACUUACUUUGUGGCUUAUUUGGAGUCGUUUGGGAUGCGGUGACACACUGCCCUCUCACAUGCCUAAUAAAUUUAUCACAUACGCAGCACUACGAUUUUCACCUAAUCAUGCCACACGUAACUGAAAAUUUUUAUGAAGGCAGCCAACGUCAUUGACGUCAUGUUUUUCCGAGUUCCGUGCUCGGCCACGGUUAGCGAUCACACUAGAUGCCCGUGUCCAACGGAGCAGUGCCCAAGGUCAUCUCUUCAACUGGCCCAGGCAUGGGUUUUAGGAGUCAAAUGUGCUCGGGCAUCGCUUUAGUGUGAAUAUACCCUUAAAGCCUUUACCUUUCUUUGCCUGAAUCAGAUGCAGCUGAGCCACAUUUGCUCCUACACACACUAAGGCUGGACAAUAUGAUCAUAUAAUCACAAUAUACUUUUCAGCUACAUCAUGAUAUCAUAUCGUCAGGUUUUUUUUUUUGGAUAACAAUUACAAACUGACUUGAAGCUGCUCCUCCAGUGUUAAAAAUUUGGACUGGAUCUUAAUGAAUGUCAAACUUGAAGAACCCUCCCUUCCCUUUUCAGUGUUAAAUGUAUUGUUGAAGAAUCAUCAAACUGCAUCGCUGUUUUGCUGGCAGCUUGUUAACAAACCUAUAUAUUGUAAUACAUAUCGCUAACAUGCCUUAGUAAAACACUAAAUUGUAGUAGGCUAAUUUUAGUUAAGUUGGCUAUUGGUGGUUAAGUAGCUAACAACAUUUUUCGAUACUGUCAUUACACAACUGUCUUAUGUUUUGAAUAAAAGUGGCCAAGUUAAA